UCCAAUAUUUUUUAAUAAAAUUGUAAAUGAGAAAAAAAUAUUUAUCUAUCUUCACCUUACUCAGUACUGAGUUCUUUAAUAUUUCCAUAAAAAAUGAGGUGUUUGUCGUCAAAAAUCAAAGUUCUGAGAGCUAAUUACAAGAAUAUUUUUAAGAAUGCGAUACGUCUCCAUUCAGGUUGCAGAGACCCUGGUGGGGCUGGUUCGAUCCGAGAAGCUGGUGGUGCGUUCAGAGAUAUGGGGAUAGCAAAAGAAUCCCAAUAUUUUUAUAAAAAAGAGAAAGAGCUUCUAAAGAAAAUUAAAGAAAGUAUGAAGGACCAGAAGGAGUUUCAUGAGGAACAGAUUGCUUUGCAUAAGUCUGCUAUAGAAAAGAUUGAGAGUAAACAAAGGUCUAUGGAUUGAAUACUGGUCUACUACUCACUACUUAGAUUGCGAAUAUGUUCUAAACUAUUGAAAUACAUUUUAAUAGACCUAGGUACAUAAUGAUUUUCAAUAACA
Messenger RNA from Spodoptera litura, 495 nucleotides. RefSeq lists its product as uncharacterized. Gene Ontology annotation, molecular function: ATPase inhibitor activity. Lineage: Eukaryota; Metazoa; Arthropoda; Insecta; Lepidoptera; Noctuidae. Gene Ontology annotation, cellular component: mitochondrion. Gene Ontology annotation, biological process: negative regulation of ATP-dependent activity. The record is from RefSeq and is a predicted model, not a curated record.